Molecule: messenger RNA, 1442 nt
Organism: Chanos chanos (milkfish)
Lineage: Eukaryota; Metazoa; Chordata; Actinopteri; Gonorynchiformes; Chanidae
Gene: tmem147
Product: transmembrane protein 147
Exons: 8
Coding region: 90-767 (225 amino acids)
Source: RefSeq, a predicted model, not a curated record
GUACAUUACCGUACUUCCGGCUGUGUCGGUUCUGUCGGAGAAACUGCAACCGACACGGAGGCUAAGAAGGGGGCCUGACUGCACUCAUCAUGACUCUUUUUCAUUUUGGGAAUUGUUUUGCUCUGGCAUAUUUUCCGUACUUCAUCACAUAUAAGUGUAGUGGCUUAUCUGAAUACAAUGCUUUUUGGAGAUGUGUUCAGGCUGGUGCUACCUACCUCUUUGUACAGCUCUGUAAAAUGCUGUUCCUAGCCACAUUUUUCCCAACCUGGGAAGGAGGUGCUGGUGUCUAUGAUUUUGUUGGGGAGUUCAUGAAAGCCACAGUGGAUAUGGCUGACCUGUUAGGUCUUCAUCUGGUCAUGUCCAGAAACGCUGGCAAGGGUGAAUAUAAGAUCAUGGUGGCAGCUAUGGGUUGGGCAACAGCAGAACUUGUCAUGUCAAGGUGUAUCCCUUUAUGGGUGGGUGCACGGGGGAUUGAGUUUGACUGGAAGUACAUCCAGAUGAGCUUUGACUCCAACAUCAGUUUGGUGCAUUACAUUGCCAUGGCAGCAGUAGUUUGGAUGUUCACACGGUACGACCUGCCCAAAAGCUUCCGUCUGCCUGUCACAGUGCUGCUGGGGCUUUGUGUGUACAAAGCCUUUUUGAUGGAGCUAUUCAUCCACGUAUUUCACUUGGGCAGCUGGACAGCUCUUUUAGUGAAGGCCGUACUCACUGGAGCCAUCUCCCUCUGUUCACUUUUCCUGUUCGUCACACAUUUUCACAGCAACUGAGGCUGUUCUGCACUGCAGAUCUCAGCAGACAGUGGGCCCUUUCAGGUUUUACAUACAGAAAACCCACUGUAGUACAUGCAAGUCUUUGGGGCCAGAUCAACCUAUCCAGGCAUCGUGGAAUAACUUUUUGUGAGGGUAUUUUUGUUGUUGUUUUUUUUCUAGGGGUCACAGAUAGAAUGGGAUAUUUAAAAUGAAAUAGAUACGGUGGUCUUGCUGGGCCAUAUUAGACUUGAGUCAUUGGGUCACUGUGUGUGAUCAACACUAAAUGCCCCAACAGGUUUGAAUUUAUUCCUGUUAUAUUGAGGAAGAAAAUCUAAACAUGUUUUUGUAUCACAAUGUUGCUUCUGAUUUUUUUUUUUUUAUUGACUUGCCUAUGACUUUCAAUAAACGCCCGUUUAUAUAUUCCACACCAAUGGACAGCAUUGUUUUCACGUUCAAACGUGCUUACAGUCAGUCAACUCCAUGAGGUUCUUUGAGCAGAAAUCAUAGCCCAGGGGCAUAAAUGCCUUUAGAGAAGUCAGCAGUGUUGUACAUGACACAGCAAGACCACAUAAGCUUAAACAUGUCAACAUUUAUUUCACAACUGUCAGUUAACCAUAUCUUCGUGGACUUGAACAAGAGAGUUUUAAGUGUCAGUACAUGAGAUGCAUUACAUUAUUGCUGUGUGAGCCAUUG